Bacillus rossius redtenbacheri is the source of this 8487-nucleotide messenger RNA. Its product is annotated as HIRA-interacting protein 3-like. The coding region runs from base 280 to 2124 and encodes 614 amino acids. NCBI's taxonomy places the organism in Eukaryota, Metazoa, Arthropoda, Insecta, Phasmatodea, Bacillidae. Gene Ontology annotation, cellular component: nucleus. The transcript is spliced from 4 exons. The record is from RefSeq and is a predicted model, not a curated record.
AAAAAAUGUAUACUCUUUGGAGGGGACGAUACAGAAACGUUUUGCCGCGUUUAAUGAUAAUAUAACAAAAGUUUGUGAUUGUUUUCUAUAGUUUUGGGCUUUGAAUGGAUCUUAGCUUCGUUGUUUUGCAUAUAGUUGUAAUGUUUUCUUUUUUGUUGUAAUAUAAGCCUUUUUUAUGCGUUGAUAUAUACGUAGCUAUUAUUUGAAUUUUAAUAAUUCUUAAAUUUUAAGGUAGUAUUAUGUCUUUACGUCCUGAAAGAGUCGUUUAGUAAAAUAAAAAUGUCAUCGAAAAGUGAACUCUCAGAUAGUAGCACCUCGUCUGUACGUGCUAAUGUUCUUUCUGCAGCUAAGAAUCGCAGGAUAAAGAGAAAACGGGGGUUGGGAAUUGAUGACUCUUCCAGUGACGCUCCAGGAUCUCUAGGAGACCGGGUCAAGAAGUCGAGAGCUACAGAAGAUUUAAAAUUCGCUCAGCAUGAAAAGAGUUCAGAAAAAGAGGCAAGUAGCGGAGACAGUUCUGCAAAUGAAGAUGCGGACGACAGUUCGCAUGAAUCAAUCGAAGGUGAUAGCGUUGUAGAUACACCCAAGCGUGAGAAAACCAACUUGCAGACGAAAAGCAGCGGCAGUGCCAUAGAUUCAGACGAUGAGAUAAAGGCUACUUCGGGAGAGGUGAGUACUGAGAGUGAUAAAACAGACAGUGAUAGCAACAACUGUGCAAAAAAUGUUUCCAAUUUAUCAGUGCCCCUCAAGAGCUCAAAGAAGUACACAUCUUCCCCAACAGGCUCGCUUGAUGAAGGUAGACGCCAAACUGCCAGCAUGAAAAAUAAACUGUCAAAGGAAAAGCUUCCUGCUAAUCAAGGUGAUAGUGAUAAUUCCAGUGAUGACGAAUCCUUAGGCAAAUCUAAAUUGUCAAGGGCAAGAAGUAAAUUGGGUUGGAAAUCUAAGUUGCAAAUACAAACAAAAAAUAGUUCAACUGGAGAUAAUACAGCUAGUAGUUUGCUUGAAGAAAAUAUCAGUGCCUGUGAAGAUGAACCUGGGAAGCAGACACACAGAAAAAAGAAAUUUUCCAAAGGGGCGAAGGGUGGUUUGGGAUCUAGUGAUAAAGUCAAACAUAAGCGAAGCAAAGAAAGUGACGAUGUUCAGACUGAAGAAGACUCGGAACUGUCCGAUGUCUUGAAGUCACAUUCAGUAAUGAGAGUUGAUUCAAGUAACUCAGAAUUGAAGAAAAAUAGUAAGAAUGCUAAAAAUGUUACUGUCUCCAAAAGGAAAAGAACAAAAAACGUGAAGAAGAAGCAGAACAAAUCCACUGAUGCAGUCAAAAGCAAACUCAAUAGCAGUGAGAGCAGUUCAGAUAGCGACAGUGGUUUGGAGGGUUCCAACAAUGAAACAUCAAAGAAAGAGAUGACCGAUGGAACGCCGAGCGGCAGAGCUGAGCCGCAGGAGACUAGCAGCUCAGGAUCGGACUCUGAGCCGCUGGUCAGCAAACGGAACAAAGAAGGUUCCACAGAGAAGCCUCGGUCGUCACACUCCGAUGUGGACAGCGAGACAGACAAGCAACGUUCAAGAUCUUCGUCAAAUGCUGAACGACAAAUAAAGACCAUGCAUACUGUGAGCUCAUCAGAUACUGACAGUGAAGAUGGAUCAAAAUUAAGUAGAACGAAAGAAAAAAAAGAGAAGAAAAACCAGAAACAUAAGACAGAUAAAGAUGCCAAUGAAAAAAAGUUGGCGAAUAGUGAGAAGGACGCGCACAAGGACAGGGGCGUGCUGCGCGCCAAGCGCUACGUCAAGGAGGCGGGACUGCGCGUCGGCAGCUACGCGGCGCUGUGGGCCGGCUGCCGCAGCAACAAGGCGCGCGCCAGGGCCAUCAUCGACUUCCUGCGCGAGCACGGCUUGUCGGGAACACCAACUCUAGAUAAGUGCAAGCGAUUACGUUUGAAGAACGAAAAGAAAAAUGAAGCAAGAGAACUCGACUUGGCAAAUAUCAUCAGCACAGGCCGUGAGUCGCGGAGGAACGUCUCGGCUCCUGCGAGCAAGCCGGUCGACCAAGACAACCCGACCAAGCGCCACAUCCAGCAGAGGUUCGCCCGCAUACAGGCCCUGGGCGACAGUGACUCCAGCUCCGAGUGACCCCCAGCUGGGACGCCUGCGACUGCAGACACACAGUGGCCUGGCAGCUCGCACAGCACGAGGCCUGUCGCUGUCGGCCAGGGUGCGGCCGAGCUCGCGAGACUCCGCCCACUGCGACACUCAACCCUCCUCGGUCAACCUGUGCCAACAUUCAGAUACCAAUAAUAAGCUAUUCAUAACAACACUUCAAAAUAACGAAUAUUUGUUUCAUUGCGCAUGUUUGACACAGCAUACCUCAUGAGCUUGUCAAGUACCAUUGUUCACUGUUAACCUUAAGUCAUUUGUGCAAUACAAAUACCCUUUUUAAAUGUUUCAAUGGGACUUCAUAAUCAAAAGUUGAACAGUAAGCGACGUUUUAAACUUGCAACAAGUAUUCAAAGAUUUUUUCACUAUUGUCUCACUAAACAGUAACGAAAAAAUCACGUGAAUGAUUCAAAAAAAGUAAAAUUUGUCAUGUGAACCUUGAAAACAAAAUAUUAUGUGUAUUUGUUUCAUCACAUGCACAAAAACUGGAAAGAAAUAAAUAAAUAAACAUCAACAAUAAUGGACUACAACACAAAACAUGGACACUCAAUUGCGGUGCCUGUUAAAAGAAGUAAAUGUCAUUGUUUCAACAGUGUAUAAAUCUGUAAUUGCAAUUGAUCUAACACCAUGUGACACAUAGCAGCUUCCUUGCUGUAUGUAUCUAUGACAAAACAGACAUGGCGACUCAUAAAUGUAAAAUAUUAUAUUUAAGAAACCUAAAUAAUGGUUGAAGAUUCCAAAUGAAAUUGGCAGAUUCUGUUUACAAUAUUGUUGAACAAAAAAAAAAGAUUACUUGACUGUGUUACAAUAAAACUUAUAAAUAACUAGGGUUUAAUUAUGUAAAUAACUAAAUGUGCUCUCUUUUUCCUUGGAAAUACAUUAAUAUACAGGUUGUAUCAAAAUUCAUGUUACAACGCUUGAGGGUAGAAAGCUCUUAUUAUUUGCAACCAUUUUUGCCAAUAAACAUGUUGCCGGAAAAACGUAGUUAAGCCCCUGUAGCCCCAAAAAGUGUCAGCGUAGGCUAGUGAUGGCCCGAUAUUCGAUAUCCGAUAUCGGAGAUCUAUAAUAUCGGCACAUUUUUCAAUAUCGGACAUCGGUAAAUACUUGCGAUAUUUUGAUAACCGAUGUUUGCUCUCGCCAAUAAUACUUCUCACAUAACCUUAACCGUAAUUCCAAGCUUAUUUUCCGCGGGCGUAAUUUAUCUAUCUUCACGUCACCAUAUUACCUAGUAAUUUCAAGCAUAUUUUCCACAGAAACAAUUUCAAGCCUAUUUCUUCUUUCUGAUACUGCAAUGCAUCCCGACGGUACAAUUCUUCCAUGUGUACACAAAUCCCAGUCAUUAGUGCAUAUUUAUUCGUUUCAGAUAUUCGCAAAAUGUUUUCGCUUGAUGAAUUUUCGAAGUUCACUAUGUGUACAUAAAUUGAAAACAUAAACGAAAAUAAUUACGAUAUUUAAUUUAAUAAGUGGUGUAGCCGUAAGUAAACAUUAAGAAGAAUAAAGUUGCUGCUUGAUAUAACAGACAUUUUCUUUCCGUGUCGUUUCACGGUCGCCAACUGCUGUUCUACACAAAAACAUUACGUAAGUUUUUACAAAAGCUAAAAUAUGAAACGUGUUUACGUAGGGCAAGUUGCAGCAAAGGUAUUAUGUUGGCUAUAUUGAGUGCAUUGGAAACAACAUAAAUAAAGAUGUGUGGUUUUAUAAACUCUGCAGUACGUUUCAAAGUUGUAUUGAAAUUACUUUUCACGUAUUUUUAACGUGUUUUCGCACCAAUAAAUGGAGUGAUACACUUGAACAAUGGUCACAAAAUUUACUACUUGAAGACCUUCCUUUCUAGAGUGUCGUUUACCGUGAUGAAAUGUUACAAAGGGUACAAAAGUUUGAUGUUCUUCGGCGGUAGCCUACAACUCACGUAGUUUAGGUUCCCUACCACGUUCGUGCAACUUCGGAUUUCUCUCAAAAAUUGAAAUUAAAAAAAAUCUAAUUGUUAGGUUAGGUUAGGUCAGUCACAACAUGCUUGAACUUCUGAUUUAGCGGCUGAAGUGGCGUUAAUAAACUUCGGAAAUCUUCGUAAAUUCUUGCAGGGAACCGAAACUACGUGAAUUGUGGGCUUCCCGUUUUUCGGACGGUAUUUUUCGUAGAUUACAGUUGAGACACUGGACUCAGUACAUGCAGUGGCUUGUAAUUCAUACAUUAUAAGCAAAUACACUAGCGACUAAUACCGGACAGCUACAAUAUUUCUCAACAUUUCUCCACAAAAAUCUGAAAUUUGUUUCCUUGUAGUUACAAUAUGUUUUUUUCAUACUGUAGGUAAUACCUACACCAGAAUAUUGCUUUAUCUGGCCUUGAAAAACAAUUUAAAUUUUUAAGACCUUGAAUUUAGAGAGCUUAUUUGUAGGCCAUUAUGAUAAAUUCAUUAUUAGCUUUCAUUUAAUGUGAAUUUACUAUAUUUUACAUUUAAUAAAAAUAAUAUACAUUCACAUAUGUAUGUUUUAUUAAUAUUUAACAUUUUUCAUUAUUGUCUCUAACAAUACUCCAGAAACACAAUUUUAUAGAAUCAGUGUUAGAAAUGAGAUAGGCCUAUUAUCAGAAUAUCGGUAUAUCGGGUAUCGGUUAUCGGAUCGGUAAAUUUGGAAAUAUCGGAAUCUGUAUCGGGUUUUUGGAUAUCGGGCCAUCACUAGCGUAGGCAAACCGUUGGGCUUUGUGCGAGACAGACGAUGCUGUGGUGAAUUACGUGUUUACGACGCCGGGCAGCGCUCGAGAGGACUACGAUGUGGAAUGCUGACCCCCGCCCCUUUUUACUUCCGUUGGUGGCGCCCUCACCUCUUAUUUCCGUUCGUGUCGCAGUGUGUUUUGAUAUCACUGGUGGUAUGUCGUUGACUGUUCUGUCGUACAAGCAAACUCGUGGUGUCAUUUCUUUCGCCGUGGUUCUGAAAAGGGCGACGUUUUAGUGGACCUCAAUGGAGUACACGUUUAGUGAGUACACGGACAUGCUGCAUGUUUACGGGGAAGCUAGACAAAAUGGACGAGCCGCCCGUCGUCUGUACGAAGAACGAUAUCCGGGUCGUAGGAUUCCAGCUCUCACCAUGUUUGCAAGACUUACUCAGCGAAUGCGUGAUACUGGUUCCGAUAUGGACGCUGACAAAAUGGCUGUUUGGCGAGUUCUUCAUGAGCAACUCUUGUACCCGUACCACCUUCAAAAAGUGCAACACAUGGGUCCGGCAGAUUAUCCUCUUCGCAUGACCUUUUCUCGUUGGUACAUUCGAAGAGUUUUAUUCAGCGAUGAAGCCAAGUUCACUCAAGACGCUAUUCUCAAUUCGCACAACAGUCGUGUUUGGAAUGAUGUCAAUCCGCAUGCAACGUGUGUUACAGCUCGCCAGGAACGUUUUUCAGUUAAUGUGUGGGCCGGUAUUGUUGACGGCGUACUCAUCGGGCCUUUUUUUCUUCCGCCACAACUUACCGGCGCCGGAGACCUCCACCUCCUUUAGAACGAACUACCAGGUCUUCUUGAAGAGGUUACAUUGCAUGUCCGACAUGUGAUGUGGUACCAACAUGACGGGGCACCACCUCAUUUUUCCCUGCAAGUGCGAGAGUAUUUAAAACAAACAUUUCCAAACCGAUGGAUUGGACGAGCGGGCCCUGUCGCAUGGCCGCCAAGGUCACCGGACCUAACCCCGUUAGAUUUCUUUCUGUGGGGUUACGUAAAAGGGCUUAUCUACGCUACGCCAGUAGAAACAGUAGAAGAGCUUACACAGAAAAUCAUUGAAGCGUUCGAAAUCAUAAGGUCGACUCCAUACAUGCUCCAGCGUAUCCGUGAAAACAUGUUUCGCCGUUGCCACCUCUGAGUCGCUCAAGGUGGGCGUGUUUUUGAGCCGUUGGUUUAGGCUUUCACGUUGUUAAAACGUAUGCAACAAUUUCAAUGUUGUGAAACAAAGCCGAAGCUGUGAUUGAUUUCAGAGUGAAAUUAAAAUCUGUGCCACAAUUAAAAAGGUUAAUUCUCUACUCGAACGCCCACACAUCCACAACAUAACACUCUACAACGGGUUGCCUACGCUGACUCUUUUUGGGGCUACAGGGGCUUAACUACGCGUUUCCGGCAAAAUGUUUACUGGCAAAAAUGGUUGCAAAUAAUAAGAGCUUUCUACCCUCAAGCAUUGUAACAUGAAUUUUGAUACACUCUGGCUGCAUCCGAAUACUGGCCUAAUGGAUCCCUUAGCUAAGAGAUCCACUAAAAGUGUAUCGUAGUGGACACAGCCAUCUUUGUGUUGAAUCCGAAUUAUCACAAGGGAUGCCGAUGCAUCCCUUCAGGCAUCCACUAAUUCGAGAUUUCUAGGGAUGCGACACUCGCAUCCACUAACACGUCCCUACAUCCAUUAGUUUCGGAAUCGGGUUUUAUUUUGUUUGUGUAUAAUAUUACUUCAGAUUUUCAGCAUAAGAUUUGUUUAAAACAUUAUAAGCGAAAGUGAUAACUUAAACAGAGACAAAUGAAGACGUUAAUAAAUAUAAUCAAAAUACGAAUUUAAACUUAAAGAAUAAUUCAAAACUCAUAAGUAUUUUUAAAGUUUACAAUUUAUAAAAUGUAUUUUAUUUGGAUCGCUAACAUGUAUAACAUACAUGUUACAUUAUUUUUUAAUUGGUAGGUAUUUAUUAUUUACGUUUGCUGAAUAUUCGUAGAUAUCCCUACACAAAAUGGCUGCGUGAACAUUAGUACGACUGACAGUCAACAGGUGAUGCUAGCAAUAAAAGUAUUCGGAUACUAUCCAUCCAUUAGAAAUGUGUCCUCUACAUUGUGGCUGCAUUUGCUAAGGGAUGUAGGGAUGUGUGUGCUAAGGACGCAUCCCUAUGUAUUCGGAUACAGCCACUGUAUAUAUUUUUUUUGUGAAAAGGAUUGUAAUGGAUUUUACGGUAUUUUGUCGUUCGAGGAAAUUUUCCGGAUCAACAUGUGGAGUACAGGUUCUGGAAAAUAAGGUGAAAAGGAAUUGAUAUGAAUGGUUGGUUAUUUUUGGUUAGGUUAAGAUAAGUUAGCUGCAUAAAUAAAAAAAAAAAUGUUUUAUUUCAUAAUUUAAAUAUUUUUACAUUUUCCAUGUAAUUACUGUAGCUGACUUAAUAAGUGUGUCAUUUAACAAUUAGACGUCCAUAUCAUAAGUAUGUUUAUUAUUACUUUUUUUAAAUUAUUGUAUAUCAUUCCUUCGUUCUGUUUUAAAAUACAUUUCAGUACAAAGCAAUCCAAAGUUAUUACAUGUCUGUCAAUAGUCAGAACAUACCUAGACAGCAUCACCUUUAACCAUCUCUUUGAUGCAUUACAAAAUAUUCAGAUAAUGUACUGUAAAGUAAUGUGUUUGAUAUGUUUCUUUAAAUCUCUAAACUCGAGUAGUAAAGUACCGUAUUUACUCGCGUAAAGGCCCCCCUUUUUCCCCCAAAUUUUGACUCCAAAAAAGGGGAGGGGGCCUAUACGCGAAUUUGGAGGAAAAAAUUGAUUUUUCUUUUCAAGUCGUGCGUCUUUGUGCGAAUGAGGAAGGCGGGGGAGGCAGCGACGCUCAAGAGGGAGAGAGAGGCAACGACUCCGCAGGGGGGAGAGGCAGCGCUAUAUCAGGGGGGGGAGAGGCAGAGGCAGCGCUGUGUCAGGAGGGGAGAGAGGCAGAGGCGUGGCUUAACCUCCCUCCUGCCAGCUCGCCAGCCAACCAGACAAAGGAGUGUUAGAAUCCUUGACCCACUUCCCUUCCUCCUUCACUUCCCCUCUUCUUCUCCGACAACACUGCACAUCAACACAGCGCGCGAGUCCAGCUUUCUUUAUCUUUAUGUCGUUUGAGAUAGGACUAACUGCUUACGUCUGGCAUGCCUCACGACGGUCCUACUGAGAACGGACAAACUAUAAUACCAGUCUCUGUAUCACUGCCGCUUACAAAAUCACCUCCCGCCGGUCACAAUACAUGGCUUGUUGUUUGAUGCAUGCCAAGCUGCCCUGCCCUCAGAUAAACCCAGAAAAACACGUUUUUAAAUUUUUUCUCAAAAAUGUUUACAAAACAAGGAGGGGGGCUUAUACGCGGGCGGGGCCUUUACGCGAGUAAAUACGGUAUUGUGGAGUUAGAAAUUAUCAAAUUAAUAGAAGUACAUGUGUUUUGACUGUAGAAGAUCUGAUUCAAACGUAGACUGUUGUUGUCACUGGGGUGUCACUGUUACAACCCAGACCUCCCAGCUAGCUCAAAAUUGGUCUGAAUUGCAAAUACACAAAAACACUGGAAAAAAAUGUCCUGAUGACUUGUUGCAUAGUUGUGUUUAUAACUCAGUUAAUUAUAUUUCACGACAACUGUUACAGAUGUAAUUUGAAUAAAAACGUUUGAA